CUGAGUGUCCCUGUUGUUUUUCCGCGACAGCAGGGUACUUAACAUAUGAAUGUUAGGGACAGACAAGCGGCAGGGAUGGCGCCAAGGGGCGCAAUCACCAAGGAUACCGUCACCUGAGAGAUUUGUUUACAAACUUCGCGUCUCCUCGAAACCGAAUUAAUUAGCUUGCAAGGAGGGAAGUUUGAGGGGACAAACAUGGACAGGGAGUCAGGAAACGGAAGUGAUGACUGUUCUGAGGACGCUGUGGUGGGAAACGUCAACAAAUUCUGUGUGGUCCCGCCGGGGUACAACUCCCAGCCACGCAGGGGACAUCUCAUCUUUGAUGCCUGCUUUGAGAGCGGUAACCUGGGCAGAGUGGACUACAUCACAGAGUUUGAGUACGACCUGUUCAUCAGGCCAGACACCUGCAACCCUCGCUUCAGGGUCUGGUUCAACUUCACUGUGGAGAAUGUGAUGGUGGGACAGAGGGUGAUCUUCAACAUUGUAAACUUCAGCAAGACCAAGAGCCUCUACAGAGAAGGGAUGUCUCCAUUGGUCAAGUCUACCAGCAGGCCAAGAUGGCAAAGGGUCCCGCCAAAAAACGUGUACUACUACCGCUGUCCGGACCACCGCAAGAACUACGUCAUGUCCUUUGCCUUCUGCUUCGACCGUGAGGACGAUGUGUACCAGUUUGCGUACUGCUUCCCGUACACCUACACACGACUGCAGAGUUACCUGGAGGCAAUAGAGAAGAAGAACCUGGACUACUUCAACAGGGAACUACUGUGCCUUACCGUGCAACAAAGAAGACUAGAUCUUCUGACCAUCACUGCACCAGAAAACUUGGACCCUGACGAGAACCAGAGAGUAGUGUUUGUGACGGCGCGUGUACACCCCGGCGAGACACCUGCCUCCUUUGUGUGCCAAGGUUGGAUAGACUUCUUGGUGAGCCAACACCCUAUCGCACGGGUGCUACGACAACACCUGGUAUUCAAGAUUGUCCCGAUGCUCAACCCCGAUGGUGUGUACCUGGGUAACUACAGGUGUUCGUUGAUGGGUUUUGAUCUGAACCGCCACUGGCAGGACCCCUCCCCCUGGGCCCACCCCACUCUCCAGGCCACCAAACAGCUGCUCAUGGACCUGAAUGGAGAUGAGAAAGUUGACCUUGACUUCUACAUCGACAUCCACGCCCACUCCACGCUGAUGAAUGGGUUCAUGUAUGGGAACGUCUACGACGAGGAGGACCGCUUCGAGCAGCAGAUGGUGUUCCCCAGGUUGCUAGGCAACAAUGCAGAAGACUUCUCUUUGGCUAACACCAAUUUCAACAGAGAUGCCGUCAAGGCAGGCACAGGCAGGAGAUUCCUAGGUGGCGCUCUUGAUGACAACUGUUCCUGCUACACCCUGGAGGUCUCCUUCUUCAGCUACCUCACCAACUCCUCCAGUGUACCAGUCCCCUACACAGAGGAAGCCUACAUGAAGCUUGGCAGGAAUGUUGCCAGGACUUUCCUAGACUUCUACAAACUGGAGCAUCUCAUCAACCCCAAACCCACCGCCGGUCCACAGUAUCCACGAGGUCAGCGAAACUCAUCAGGUCGCGGGAAGGACCGUGAGCGCGGGCGGGAGAGCCGGGGAUCCCGUGCCAUGUCCUCCCAGCAGGAGGUUGGGAGUUACGCGGGCAGCGCGAGCGGCAGCAGUCUGGAGGCCAUGCCUGUCCACUUCAAAAUGCACCACAGAGACGGCAAGAAGAGAUAGACAAUCCAACAUCCAGAUCCACUAUAGAGUAUAUUUUUGAUGACUUGCCUUUGUAUUGGCCUGGAGUCCUAUUCUAGCUCUAGUUUGCUCAGUCAAUAGCUACCAUGCAGAAUAGUCUGUCCCCUUCCCUCUAUUUAAAUGUUUGGUCCCUACUUCCCUACUUAUUUAGUCAGCUCUACGCACCACAUGCAAGAGAAUGAGAAAGAGAGUCUCUAUACUUCCCGCAUUAUUUCAGGAAUCAAACAUUUCUGAGAAACACUUGCAAUGGGGGACCUAUUUCUGUCUUUAAUCCCAUUACUAUGCCAAAACAAGGACCAUGUGACUCUGAACCAAUCAGAACUUUCGCCCGUGCUUGAGGCAAAUGUCAUGCAGGAUGUUUGGCCCAGAAACGAGAGGACCUGGGUUCAUAUCCUGUCAUGCUACAAAAUUGUGCUCUCUGGAAAGGCAUUUAACACAACUUUCCUCACUCUUUGCCCAGGUGUGAAAAGUAGGUAUACCUGACUUCAGUAGGUGAGGUACCUGUAAAACUAAGGGUGGUGAGAAGAGAGGGUUGGGCUACACCUUUCAAUAUUGUACCAUAUGGCUAGACACAGUGGAUAACAACCCACUGCCCCUAACCAUUGAAAAGACUAAGAGACUACCUUUUUUUAAAUGCCAAUUGUUUCUAUAUCAACAGAUACCAGUGAGAUUAUUCUGCAGAGAAACAACCAAAAGAGCAAGCGAAGCUAGAAUAGGAUUGACAUUAGAGCAGUUUUGUAUGUUCCAGCUUACAUUUGUAGCUCCUGAAUGUUACAUGAUAAAUUACUACAAGGCAACACAGUACAUAACUGUAGAUAGGACUUUUUAAAGUUCAUUUGACCACUGGAAUAUAUUAGUGACAUUGUAUGAUACAGUAUUUUAGUUAUUUUUGCUGGCAGAUUGUAUUUCUGUAAAGGUAUACUUGUCUGUUGUUAUUUGGAUAUGCUGAAAGCAUUUGUGUAAGUUUUGAUAAGUUAAGAUAAGUUGUUUGAGUGUUUUUUUUCUUGUAAAUAUGUUUUAAACAAGGCUAAUGCAAUAUAUUUGAGAUAUUUUCAUUUUGCAUUCCAGUAUAUAAUGAUGUUGGUUUUACUGUGGUUUGUAGAAGCUACUACAUGGAUAAAUAUGCAUUUGAUAUCUUAAUUGUUAGAAAUGAUGGGUGAAAAAUGUACCUGACAACAUCAGAUAGCCUUACCAUGGACAAUCUUAGCACAAGUAGGGUUUUUCAUCCACUGAAAAUGUAGUUAC
Molecule: messenger RNA, 2994 nt
Organism: Branchiostoma floridae (Florida lancelet)
Lineage: Eukaryota; Metazoa; Chordata; Leptocardii; Amphioxiformes; Branchiostomatidae
Product: cytosolic carboxypeptidase 6-like
Exons: 14
Coding region: 196-1731 (511 amino acids)
Biological process (GO): proteolysis
Molecular function (GO): metallocarboxypeptidase activity; zinc ion binding
Source: RefSeq, a predicted model, not a curated record